AGGCAACGGAAUUAUAUGUAAUUCAUUCAUUAUAAUAACAAGUCACCAAGCUUUUCCGGUUCGCUUUUAUCAGCCUCUUCUUCUUCUCUCGUUCAGAUUUCCGCCUUGACUUUCUCUCGUUACUAUCCACUCCGACUCGUCAGUUUGAACCAGAAGAAAGCUCUGUUCGGCAAAGUCUCUCUUUCAGAAUUCAAUAUCUACGAAUCACUCUCGAAACGUAAAAAUAGGCCGUCGCCGAAGACUCAGGCAUAAAAAGGGCUGUUCGCCCCCUCGCCGCUCACCAAAAAUGGGGAAUGAAAGCUCUGUCCUUUUGGACGAAAGCACCCCACCAACAACCCUGAAAUCCCGCUCGCUCGAAGGGAUCGCUGAGUAUAUUAAAGAAAAGAACAUUCGACGGAUUGUGGUCCUGACUGGUGCGGGAAUUAGCACAGCCGCAGGAAUCCCAGACUUCCGUUCUCCGGAUACGGGAGUCUACGCAAAUCUCGCCCGUCUAAAUCUCCCGAGCCCAGAAGCCGUAUUCGAUAUCUCCUACUUCCGCAAAAAUCCAUUCCCCUUUUACGCCCUGUCCAAGGAGAUGUUUCCCGGCCGCUAUCGGCCAACGCUCACCCACUCGUUUAUCAAACUCCUCUACGAUAAAGGCCGUCUACUCAAGCUCUUCACCCAAAACAUCGACUGUCUGGAACGGGAAGCAGGUGUACCGGGGGAAAUGAUUGUGGAAGCACAUGGAAGCUACGCAUCCCACCGAUGCAUCGAUUGCAAAACUUCAUUCCCCGAAGAUUUAAUGCGCAAGGCUAUAGAUGCAGAUGAUGUGCCUCGGUGUCUCGGAUGUCAGGGGCUAGUGAAACCUGAUAUUGUGUUCUUUGGAGAGCCCCUGCCAGAGACUUUCUUCAUGAACCGCACGCUCACUGCUACGGCAGACCUGUGCAUUAUUAUGGGCACUAGUUUGAGUGUACAGCCGUUCGCUAGUUUACCUAGUCUGUGCAGGGAUGGGUGUCCUCGCCUUCUGAUUAAUCUCAAUAGGGUUGGGGGCCUCGGUAGCAGGCCAGAUGAUGUUUUGCUACUGGGUGAGUGUGACGAUGGUGUGCUGAAAUUCGCAGAGGCGUUGGGUUGGCGGGAGGAGCUGGAGGAACUAUGGGCGCAGACAAAUCCUAAAAAGGCAGGUUUGACGAAUAAGGAAAAAGAAAAACUAGCUCGCUCCAAGGAUGAACAAUUACGUGAUGAGGUCGAACGGUUGGCAGGAGAAGUGGAGCACACUCUUCAAAUAUCGCGAUCCCACGAGGCGCGAGUCCGUUCAGAGCUACAUAUAGGGGAGAAGGUGGAAACGGCAAAAAGAGCAGAAGGGCCAGAAGGACCAGGCAAGUGUGAAUCCCCAGCCACUUCCAGGGUUGAUAUCAAUCGCGAAAUGGAGAAGGAGGACAAUCAGCCUUCUCGAUCGGAACAACCCGACCCUGUGGCCCAGCAACAAAGCAAGCCAGAGGCGAAAUCUGCCGAUGAUAGUGCAGUAAACCAGGAUGUAUCAUCUCCACCGCCAACCACGGAACCUAAUAAGGGAACUGGCUAGGAGACAGAAACAACAAAGUAACUCAGGACAUCAGGUUUCGACCCUGCCUGAGAGUGCUCGGGGAGGUACUGGACAGCCCUUGUUUCCUUGCCUCGCAUAGAAUCAUGGGCCUAGACCAGGAAUUAUGAAGAUUUAACGACGAUGAUGACCAACAUGACGAGCGUUUAAAUUUAUGACUACAUAUCCUCAUU
Molecule: messenger RNA, 1752 nt
Organism: Histoplasma capsulatum G186AR
Lineage: Eukaryota; Fungi; Ascomycota; Eurotiomycetes; Onygenales; Ajellomycetaceae
Product: silent information regulator 2
Exons: 2
Coding region: 287-1561 (424 amino acids)
Molecular function (GO): NAD+ binding
Source: RefSeq, a predicted model, not a curated record